Molecule: messenger RNA, 243 nt
Organism: Cooperia oncophora
Lineage: Eukaryota; Metazoa; Nematoda; Chromadorea; Rhabditida; Trichostrongylidae
Source: the annotation of a GenBank genome assembly
AUGCCUGACGCGAAGAAGCCGUUCUUGUCGAUGGUGCUUGGACCAAUGGAAAGAGGCGGUGGAGGUCAGAUUGUCGCGGUCUCCUCCGCUCAAGCGCUGAUGCCCUCUCGGUUUCUGGCGGUAUACUCAGCCACAAAGUCACUGCUCUUGUUCCUGAGCGAAACCAUCGACUGGGAAUAUAAAACAAUCUCUGUUCAAUGCCUCAUUCCGGCGUUCGUCGCCACUAAAAUGGUGCACUUAGAG